Molecule: messenger RNA, 773 nt
Organism: Gymnogyps californianus (California condor)
Lineage: Eukaryota; Metazoa; Chordata; Aves; Accipitriformes; Cathartidae
Gene: PSMC3IP
Product: PSMC3 interacting protein
Exons: 8
Coding region: 1-663 (220 amino acids)
Biological process (GO): meiotic strand invasion involved in reciprocal meiotic recombination; meiotic joint molecule formation; homologous chromosome pairing at meiosis
Cellular component (GO): DNA recombinase auxiliary factor complex; condensed nuclear chromosome
Molecular function (GO): double-stranded DNA binding; recombinase activator activity
Source: RefSeq, a predicted model, not a curated record
AUGAGUAAAGGCCGCGAGGGCCCCGCGGCGGGCGGAGGCGCCGCCGCCGUCCUGCUGCGGUACCUGCGGGAGCAGAACCGGCCGUACAGCGCCCAGGACGCCUUCGGGAACCUGCAGCGGGAGCACGGGCUGGGCAAGGCGGCCGUGGUGAAGGCGCUGGAGCAGCUGGCGCAGCAGGGCCACAUCCGCGAGAAGGCCUACGGGAAGCAGAAGGUCUACUUUGCCGACCAGGAGCAGCUCCCGGCCGCCAGCGACGCGGAGCUCCAUGGCCUGGACGGGGAGAUCACCGCGCUCUCCACCAAGGUGCAGGCGCUCCAGCAGAGCUGCCGGCAAAUGGAGGCGGAGCUGAAGGACCUGAACAGCUCCAUGACAACCCCUGAGAUGGCCAGAGAGGUCGAGGAGCUGAGGAAGGACUGCGCGAGUUACGCAGAGAAACUGGAGAGGAUUAAGUCUGCCACCAACCACGUGACUCCGGAAGAAAAAGAGAAGGUCUGUGGCGAGCAGAAGCUGUACUGCAAGGAGUGGCGGAGGAGGAAGCGAAUGGCGACCGAGCUGCUGGAGGCCAUCCUGGAGGGGUACCCCAAAAGCAAGAAGCAAUUCUUCGAGGAGGUCGGGAUAGAGACGGACGAGGACCAUAACGUCACGCUGCCGGCGGCUGUGUGAGGUGCUGAGGGACUCUCUUACCCUGGGAGGAGAAGGAGCUGAUGCGGAGCUGCCGCUGAAGCUCAGCCGUUGGGUUGGUUUUUUCCUCUUUUUGCAGGGCUGGGGCUCAC